This is a messenger RNA of Paramecium pentaurelia, 3076 nucleotides long. The record is from the annotation of a GenBank genome assembly. NCBI's taxonomy places the organism in Eukaryota, Ciliophora, Oligohymenophorea, Peniculida, Parameciidae.
AUGAAUUAAACUUCAUCUAGAGAAUAUGGAAACCUUCAAAGUUCAAAUUCUUCAAGAAUCUAAUCUAACCCUUCUAUAAAAGCAAAUUAAAAAUUACAUUAAUAAAUGCCAUUAAAUGAAUUCAUCAUGCAAUAUCCUUGUUAACCAAAAGACUCAAUUACAUAUGAUUUAAAUGGAUUUGAUAUAGACAUAAAAGAACAUUAAAUAUUUGAUUCAUAUUCAAAUAGAAGUAAAUAAUAAAAUUCUUAAUCAAUGAUUAUUUUGGCAGUAUGAUAUUUAAUUUGAUAUAGGAAAGGAGAAAAAUUACUUCUCCAUCUGUUUAAAAAAGAAAAAAAAAAAUGAAAAUGGAAUAAAUUAUCCAAAAAUUUAUUGAAAAAAUAAAGAUUAGUAAUAAUGUAUUCACAAAGUAACCUUAUGUUAAUACACUCUUAUAAACGUAUUCAAUUCCAUUUGUUUAAGAAAAUACUAAUAAUAAAAGUAUUAUAGAUAAAAUAAAGUAAUCUGUAAGACUUCCUAUCCCAAGACAAUGUAAGUUUAGAUAAUUUUGGAAAUUAUUAAUGUAAAUAACUUACUUAACUACUAUUAUUUUUUCUCCACUGAUUUUAAUUUAUCCCAGUAACAUUUAAAUUUAUGCUUUAUUAUUUGUUUAAUUAACAUUAUUAGUAUUUAAUUCAAUAUUAAAUUUGAAUACAUGCUUUUACAAAAAUGGAGUAGAGAUAACACAUUUAGCUACAAUUCAAUUAAAUUAUAUUAGAAGAUAUGGAUUAUAGGAUAUUAUGUAAUAUCUAUCAUUUAUUAUUAUUUUAUAAUUUUGUGAAUCUAAUUCAUAGAUUUCAAUUAUUGCUUUGAUUACUUUGAAUCUUUUAAUUGUUAGAUUAAUCAAAUUAAAUUCAUUGAUAACAUAACAACAUUGUAUUAUGUUGUUUUGGCAAUUUAUUAAAGGAUUAUCAUAUUGUCAUAUUUUUUCAUUAAUUUCGAUUUCAUACAAAGAUGAAAUUGGUUUUGAACCAAUAAGUUUAUAAUUAAAAACUUAUUUAAGCUAUCUUAAUGAAUAUAUUAAUUAGUAUUUGACUUUAUCAAGUUCUUUAGUAAACAAUACAAAUUUUGAAUUGUUAUUAGCUUUUUUAGUUCAGCUAAUUUUUACAAUAAAUAGAGUAAAAUUAAUUUUAGACAUCUUAUUUUUUUUUCAUUAAAAUGUUCAUAAAUAUUUAUUGAAAAAAAACUAUUUUGAUUUAAAAGCUUAUUUACACAAUCAUUAAGUUGAUUAAAAUUUAAUGAAAAAAGCACUUAGUAAUUAUAAAUUUGAAAUGAAAAAAGAUUUUUAAUAAUAAAAUUUCAUGAUUGAUUCUUAAUCUAUUAAAUAUAUAGAUUAUGAAAUUUAAAAAGCUAUUUAAAAUACUGUAAAUGCAAAAUAUUUUAAGAAAAUUGUAGUAUUAUCAUAAUUUUCAUAAAAUAUUUAAGAAAAAUUAGUUGAAAAUAUGUCAUUACAUUAUUUUCAACCUAAUGAAAUAAUAUUAAGAUAAAAUAAUAGAGAUGAUGAUUCUAUUUAUCUUAUUAAAAAAGGAUAAGUAAAGGUAUGUUAUUAGAGUGGAAAUAAAAAAUAAUUUGGAAUUAAAUCAUUAGGAGAAAUGUAAACAUUUGGUGAAGUAUCUUUUUUUACUGGAUUACCUAGAACAAGUACAAUUGUCAGUCUAGGUCCUGUUGAAACAUAUAAAAUUCGUAGAAUUGAUUUUUUAGAAGCGAUUAAAAAUAAUCGUCAAGAUUUGGUAAAUUUAAUAAUUAAAAUAGGAAAUAGCAACUUAUAUGAAAGAUUAAAUUCUAUAGAAUAAUUAAUAUGGUUUGAUUGGUUUAAAAUGUUUUUGUUGUCAAUCAAAUGAACAUUUAAUAUUUUAAUGUGAUAAACUUCAUUAUAAACCUGAUAAAGAAAAGAUUAUUAGUAAAUACUAAUAUGAUCAUCAUUAAUUAAGAAGAAAAUGUAUUAAUUAAAUUAAUCUAUGAAUAGAUAAAAGAAAUCUGAAAAGAACAAAUAAUAGUAGAGUACAUCUAUUCCAAAUAGGAAUGGCUGGUGAAGAAUUUUAAGAAAAUAAUUUUUUUAUAGAAGAUGAAUCAGAAAUACUUAAAGAGUUAACAUAAAAUUAUAAUUAUUAAUCUUCUACUAAUAUUUAACAAAAUCAAUCUUAAGCAAUUGGAUUCUUUCCAAGUAGGGAGAGAAUAAAGUCAGUUGAUAAAAAUAGCAUAUUAUUGAUAAGUGAAAUAGAUGAUGUUAGAGAGUAAUUUUAAGAAUUAGAUCCAAUGAUUCAUAAAAAAGACAAAGCUCUUUUCCCUUCAAAUAGUAAUUUUCCAAUAAAAGAAGUAAUCUAAGAACUUGAUGGGGAAGAUUAGAGUUCAAAUUCUGAAGAUACUAUACCUAAUGAUAUUUGUUUAACUAAUUUGCAACCUAAUUCAGAGAAACAAAAGUAAAAUACUAAUUUAUUAACUAUUCCUGAUAAAGAUAAACUUUAAGAAAUGUUAAUAAUUAAUUCUAAUUGCCAACUUUAGUAAAUGAAUAAUAGUUGCUAAAUUCUAAAUUCUCAGGAAAUGAAAAAUUCAAGAUAAAGUAGAAAAUCAUUAAGUUCAACUUUGUUACAUAAUCAAUAAAACGAAGUCAUUAAAAAACAUGAAAAUUUGAAAUCGUCUAGUAGUAAAUAGAAUUAUUAUGACGAUCUCGAUUUAAAUCCUUCGGAUCGAUCUUCACCGGGGAUGAAAAAGAUAACUAAAAGUCCUAUAUAAAAUAAAGCUAAGAUUGAAGAAAGUCCAUAAAUCUUCGUAGAUCUAAAUAACUCUGUAAUUUAGAAACUAUAAUUUAGAGUCAUUUUUUCUGUUUAGAAGAUAAAGAAGAAUUAGACAAAGCAUAAAAUUACAUAUUUUAUUAUCCAUAUUAUAAUCCUGAAUUCAUAAUAAAUUCGUAAGUUAUAUAAUUAAUAAUAGAUAUAAUCAUUUUAAAAUUCAUCGAAUCUAAAAAUUCAUUAAAAAAAGUCCAUAUACUAUUAGCUAUGUUAUUAGUGAAAAAAUUAAAUAAAAAGUCCUUAUAAAAUGA